Messenger RNA from Otolemur garnettii (small-eared galago), 3338 nucleotides. It is a transcript of the gene PARP11, whose product is annotated as poly(ADP-ribose) polymerase family member 11. The transcript is spliced from 8 exons. Lineage: Eukaryota; Metazoa; Chordata; Mammalia; Primates; Galagidae. The record is from RefSeq and is a predicted model, not a curated record. Gene Ontology annotation, molecular function: NAD+ poly-ADP-ribosyltransferase activity. Bases 176 to 1036 code for a protein of 286 amino acids.
AGUCGGGUGGUUCGGUGGUCUGAAGACGCUAGCUUGUGACGGGGAGGGAGAGAGGGAAGGCCUCCCUGAGGUUGCCUCUCCGUCCGCGCCCGGGGACCCGCGGAAAUAUCCCAACACCCAGGCCCCGCGGCUAGCCCCUUCCCCCGGAGCCUUCCCGCUCGAUCUCGUCACCGUUAUGUGGGAAGCGAAUCCGGAGAUGUUUCACAAGGCAGAAGAAUUCACAUCCAAAACAACAGAUAGUGAAAUGGAUGACAUGGACACGUCAGACACCCAGUGGGGCUGGUUUUACUUGGCAGAAUGUGGGAAGUGGCACAUGUUUCAGCCGGAUACCAACAUUCAGUGUUCAGUUAGCAGUGAAGAUAUCGAAAAAAGCUUCAAAACAAACCCUUGUGGCUCCAUUUCUUUUACUACUUCCAAAUUCAGCUACAAGAUAGACUUUGCAGAAAUGAAGCAAAUGAAUCUCACCACUGGAAAGCAGCGUUUAAUAAAAAGAGCCCCCUUUUCUAUCAGUGCUUUCAGUUAUAUCUGUGAAAAUGAGGCUAUCCCUAUGCCACCUCACUGGGAGAACGUGAACACUGAAGUACCAUAUCAGCUCAUUCCUCUGCACAGCCAAACACAUGAAUAUAAUGAAGUUGCUAGUCUCUUUGGGAAAACGAUGGAUCGCAGCCGAAUUAAAAGAAUUCAGAGAAUUCAAAACCUAGACUUGUGGGAGUUCUUUUGCAGGAAAAAGGCUCAGCUCAAGAAAAAAAGAGGUGUGCCUCAGAUUAAUGAACAAAUGCUAUUUCAUGGCACCAGCAGUGAAUUUGUGGAAGCAAUUUGCAUUCAUAACUUUGAUUGGAGAAUAAAUGGCAUACAUGGUGCUGUGUUUGGAAAAGGAAGAUUUGCUCUCCCAUCAUCUAGCCAGUAUGUUAAUUAUCUGGUACUUUUGAAAAAAUACGAAAGAAAAAGUGGCCUCCAUAUAAAAAGACAUACUGACUUUAAGGUUGGUUUUUUUGUUGUUUUGUUUUUGCCCAUUUCUCAUAGUCAUGUUGGUUAAAAAUUGAUACUGUUGCCAUUUUAACACAUCAAGGUGAAAGAUACCAUUCAAAAUGGAAUCAGCUGAGUUUCAACUAAUAGGGUAAUUCAGAAUCUUUAAAGUUUACAUAUGUGUUUUCAGAAUAAAUGGUCUUACUUCAAACAGAUUUAUUCACAUAGAUGUUCAAAAAAUAAAAAUGUAGACAGAAAUGUGUCCCAUUAGAGGAAUUGGUCCUUUAUGAAUUGAAUUCUGGUAAUAGUAUCUACCAGUCAACAUGUGGCUUUGGUGGUCUUCUCAGGGAGAGAUUUAAAACCCUGAAAUAGUCUGAGCACCUUGAGAGGAAUCACAAAAAAGAAUCAUUUGCAGUUCGGUCAGAUAAGCCAGAAGGACAGAAAUCUAGAUGGAGCACCCUGCUACCAGUCGCCUUAGGAUAGCAGGCGGCAGCCUCAGACUUGUCAUUCUGUCUCCGGCAGCAGACCGUAAUUAGCCUACACUUCCUCCACUGGGGCUCUUUAAUUCUUGCACCCGGACUUGCUGUGCAAGGUGUUUAUUGCAUCUUCAAAUGAAAUUUUUAUUAUAUAAAACACAUUUAUUUUUUUCCUUUGUUGUGGAGUCCCUACAAUGAUCACUUCUAAAAUGUUUUUAUUUGCUCCCCUACAAGAAUUCAAUGAUUUCUAAAAUUCACAUCUCAAAGUUGUAUUUUCCCAUUUUGAAUCAUUACAGAAAGCAGGCAAUGCUUGGAACAAAUCUUUUAUCCUUUGGAGUAGCUAUUUACAAUCUACUAACUGUUUUGAAAAGUUACAUAUUAUUCAUAAUCAUGCUUAAUGGAAGUUUCUUUACCUGUUCAAUCUGUUUGGCUACUCUAAGGAAGAAAGUAUUAUUGGAAGAAUUUCCUGCUACUAAAGGUAUUCAAGUAGAGGCAAGAUAACAACUUGGUAGAAAUGCUGUAUAGGAGGUCAAGUACCAGAUGGGGAAUUGCCCAUGUGGCUGUAAGAAGUCUUUCAAGCAUUGACUUUCCAUGAUUCUGCCUGGGAAAGAAAGCAUAUAUACCAAGCCUUUACAGAAAACCUUUUUCUAACUCUAAUACUGAUUUCUCUCUUCAUUAUCUUCACCUUGUUUUGGCUCAGUGUUAGUGAAUACGAUAUAACUUCUCCAUCAAAAUUCCAGUAAGUGUCCAUGCUGAUAUUGUUCACUUAAAUCAUUUGAAUUGGGAAGGCAUCUAGAAAUAAUCAAAGUACAGCAUUCAAUAGGAUUAGGGAUGGUAAUUCUUCCAAGUGCUGUAAAUCUUCAGAUUUCCGUUAUAGCUUACCACAUAUGUAAUUGUGCAGUGGAAAGUAAGUAAUCCCCAGGAAAUUGCAUGGACAGUACCUUUGAAACAAGGUGUCAGUAAAGAUUUCCUGACUCAUAUGUAUAGCCUAAUUGCAGGAUUUGGUUGAAGUGCUAUGAAUAUUUAGAAAGAGCACAUUUUAAAAACAUACAGAGAUCAUCAUGGAAAUAACAGGAGGCACAGUCACUAGGCUGCCUUGUGGAGAGGUGGCACACCAUACCAAAAAAUGUUAAAAUCAUUCCCCAUUCUACAUGGCUUUUUUUCCAAUUUAAUGUACAAACCUCUCUCUGCACUUGAAUAACUGUUGUAGCGUUUGGAAGUUAUUUUUCUUUUCUUUUAGAUAUGUGUGAUCUUAUCUCAAGGCAGAUUCUGAACUUACUUAGUUGGUUUAUAUGAAAUAUGGAGGGUACACUGCCGUAGCCAAUAUGAGAAAGCACUGUCCUGUUAUUUUUAUCUGAGAAUGUACUGCCAACUCUCCUUUUAUAAGAAAGAACUGGUUUUAAUACAUGUUUUAAAAUAUGAUAGUGUAGAUAGAGUUAAUGGAUGUUAAAAUUUUAUUUUUUUGUUUUAGUCAAUAGAUUGAGUUGAGAAUCGUAUGAUCAGUAUAUAAUCAGACUGGAUGCAACUAUUUGCCAUUUUUUCUUGUUGUCAUCACAUAGUGGCAGUGAGGAGAAUGAAUAGAAAUCACUCCACAACAAUGACAAUUGUUUUUUUCAAACUCUGUAUUGAAUAAAUUCCAUUUGAUGGUGACUUUUGUUUUUCACUGUGAUGGUAUCAGCCUCAGGGUAAAAAAAUGUGUUUAUAAAAAAACAGUUCAUAAAUCCUUCAGUUGUGAACAGGAAGGUUUUAACUAGUGCAUCAUUUCAUUUCUAGACUGUUGAUGGUGUUGAUGAUAAAGAAUUUGGAGCCAUUUUGAUACAUGAAUAUAUUGUUUUUACAUGUGGCGAUUAAAACUUUCUUGGUUAUCUGCGUAUACCACAUAUUUGUUUCUAUGUU